Molecule: messenger RNA, 180 nt
Organism: Danaus chrysippus (African queen)
Lineage: Eukaryota; Metazoa; Arthropoda; Insecta; Lepidoptera; Nymphalidae
Source: the annotation of a GenBank genome assembly
UUGAACGAGGAAGGUUUUCUGCUCUGUUUUUCAUUAAAACGCAAUUGGAAACGACUUACGUCAUAUGCAAGCGAGUCGGACCCUCGAAUAGAGAGACUUAAAUCACUGAAUGGGAUACGGAACUGCCACGUCAAGUCUGAAAAGAAACAUUUGAAGAAGCACAAGAAGAAGAACAUUUGA